Triplophysa dalaica is the source of this 6895-nucleotide messenger RNA. It is a transcript of the gene mia3, whose product is annotated as MIA SH3 domain ER export factor 3. The coding region runs from base 1 to 5775 and encodes 1924 amino acids. The record is from RefSeq and is a predicted model, not a curated record. Gene Ontology annotation, biological process: protein secretion; endoplasmic reticulum to Golgi vesicle-mediated transport; vesicle cargo loading. Gene Ontology annotation, cellular component: endoplasmic reticulum membrane; endoplasmic reticulum exit site. The transcript has 28 exons. Gene Ontology annotation, molecular function: protein binding. NCBI's taxonomy places the organism in Eukaryota, Metazoa, Chordata, Actinopteri, Cypriniformes, Nemacheilidae.
AUGACUCCAGUGGUUUUCUCCUCCUCGUUGAAGCGGCUCAGAAUCCGAUCUGCUGACGUGUCGGCUGCACGCACCGCGGGACUGCAGCCCUCGAGUCAGUCAAACAUGGCCACACUGAAUCCGUGUUUUUAUGUUUUACCGCUUCUGGUCCACGCGUGUUUCGGUGAAUGGGGCGGAGAGCGUCGUUUCUCAGACCUGAAGCGCUGCGCGGAUGAAGAAUGCAGCAUGCUUCUCGGCAGAGGGAAGGCCGCCAAGGAUUUCACAGGGCCGGACUGUCGUUUUCUGUCUUUCAAGAAAGGGGAGACAAUAUAUAUGUAUUAUAAACUCUCAGGACAGAGGUCGGAUAUGUGGGCCGGCAGUGUUGGAAACCACUUUGGUUAUUUUCCAAAAGACUAUCUUACUGUUAAUCAUAUAUACACUGAAAAAGAGUUUGAGGUGCCGUCAGAGGAAACAGAUUUUGUUUGCUUUGAUACUGGCCUGGAUAAGUUUGACAGCUAUGAUAUAGAUGUGCUGUUAGGAAACUCAUUGUUAAUAGAAAAUGAGAAUUUGACAGAAGACUCCAAAGAACCGUCUCAUGAAGCUGAAUUAUCACAGCUCCCGUCUGAGACAGAGACAGAAAGUUCAGGAUCACCGGUACAUCUUAAAACAGAACCUUUAGAUUCAGAAUCACAUUUAGGAACAGAUUCACUUUCAGAAACAAAGUCAUUAGAUUCUGAAUUACCUAAAGAAUCAGAGUCUUUAGAUUUAGAAUCACGUUUAGAAACAAAGUCAUUAGAUUCUGAAUUACCUAAAGAAUCAGAGUCUUUAGAUUUAGAAUCACGUUCAGAAACUAUGUCGAUAGAUUCCGAAUUACCCUUAGAAUCAGAUUCUUCAGAGUCAGAAUCACUUUCAGAAAUAACAUUGUUCGAUUCAGAAUUACCUAAAGAAUCAGAGUUUUUAGAUUUAGAAUCACUUUCAGAAACUAUGUCGUUAGACUCAGAAUUACCCAUAGAAACAGAUUCUUCAGAUUCAGAAUCACGUUCAGAAACAACGUUGUUAGAUUCAGAAAUACCUAAAGAAUCGGAGUCUAUAGAUUCAGAAUCACAUUUAGAAACAGAGUCAGAAUCACUUUCAGAAACAAAGUCAUUAGAUUCAAAAUCACUUUCAGAAACAAAGUCAUUAGAUUCAGAAUUGUCUAAAGAAUCAGAUUCUUUAGAUUCAGAAUCACUUUCAGAAAAAGAGACUGUAGAACCUCUAGAAUCUCCCGAAAGAGAUGCAGAUGGAUUAAUUUCUAUAGAUGAGGAACCUUACAGCUUUAGGCCAAAGAUAGAAGAUAUUUCAUCAGAAACCACACUGGAAUCUGAAGAUGAACCAGAAAAGCAAGAUCCAGAAAUGAAUGCUGCUCAGCUUCCAGAGAUCCCAUACAAGCAAGCUAAAAUUUCACCAAGCAAAGAUGUAGACGUAAAGAUGAAUCCAUCAGAUUCUGAUGUCUACGAUAUUGAUCAUUCAGAGCAGAACCACCAAAGCCACUCUGAGAGACGGACUGAUUCAGAGGAUGUCACCGAGUCUCCUGUGGAACCUCAAGCAUCAGAUUCAGAGAUAGAGAUUAAAGAACCUACCAAAACAGAGGAGGAAAAACCACUACUGACAGCAGAGAAAACACUGGAGAUGGUCGAGGAGAUUGCUGAGAACGUUUGGUCAACAUUUAAAGAAGCAGAGGUCAAAGAUGAAACGCAACGAUCCCCUGAAGAAAUCACCAAAGAUGAAGACAUGGAGACGGUGCAAGAGGAAUCACAUGUCAAAGAUCUCGGUGGCCCUGAGAACAUGUGGACAGAGAGCGAAAAACAAGCAGAUGCUGAUGAUGAAGAUCAAAUCCCCACGUUUUCUCAGCAGCCAGACACUACUGGAGACCCCAAUAACACUGAGACCAAGAGUCACGACAUCCCACUCGAAGCACCUGUAGAAAGCCACACCGAGAACAUGUUCCCAUCAGUACUUACAGAUGACGUUGCUGACAAAGAAGAUCCACAGACGCUAGACACAAACCAGACUGAAACAACAAAUGAAAACACUGAAGAUCUUCAGAUGGUCAACAUGAACACAAACGAGAAUGCAAACAAAAAUACUAAAGACGACGAUCCUCAGAACGCUGCUCCAAACCAGAAGAAAAUAGCAGAUGACAAGAUCGAAGAAGCUGAUCCGGAGAAGUUCAUCAUAAACCAGAGGUCCGAGGCGUUGUACAGCUCAGAAACGGAGGCUCUGUUAGAUGAAUCAGAUGAUCAGGUUCGUAAAGUUAAACACAAUAUAGUAGAUCUGCUCAAAAGCACACUAGAAUCAGAGCAGCGCCGGGCUGAAGAUGAAAAGGACGAUGCUGAAGAGCUGUUAGAGGACGAGAAUGCUCUCUUCGCCUCUUCCAAAUCUCAAUUUACAGAGGACACACGUGAACCUGAAAUCCAUUCCGAUUCAUCGGAUGACGUCACAGAAGCAGAUGAGGUAAAGCACACAAACGCCACUCAAGAUGAAGACGCCUCACAACACAAACAUGAGAGCGAGGAGCCUGUAUACAGUGACGGUGUGUUAAGACUCACGAUCCUGAGAGAUCACCUGAAAGAUGAAGACAUGGAGCGCAUUCAGAAGCAUCUCGGCCUGAAGAACCUCUUCAAGCUAGAAGCCAUGUUUUCUGAUCUGGACCAGGAGAUGUUGUCUGUCAGAACGUCACAGACGGGCACGGAGGAUGCGGAGAACACUCUGGACCAGAUCAUGGAGGCCUCAGAGAACGCGAUUCUUGACGAGACGGAGGAAAUACUGAACGAAAAAGAGAGAAGUGCGGCGGAACACGGAAAGCAGAAGGAGCCGGAAAUGUACGAUUUGGAGGCUACCAUUCUCGACUCCUUUCAGGAGAUUGUCUUUUCUUUACGACAGAAGCAUUCGGCAGCCAAGGACAGCGCUCCUCUCCUCGAGGAAGAACAGACUGGAACAGAGGAACAGCAUGAUUCUAGUGUGGCGAAGGAUGACGUCCAUGUUGACGGUGAUGCUGAAAAAGUGGAACCACCUGAAAUUCCCGACCUCCGAGAGGAGCAGAACGAAUCUGAAGUCAUAGUCAAUUCUGAAUUAAAUGCAAAUGCACAAGAUCUGUCUCCGAGUCAAGACAUGGGCCUCGAGGAGGACGGAGGACACUUCAACAGAAAUAAGGAUGCUCAGAUGGGGUUUGAGGACACGGAGGAGAUCCAGAAGGGGCUUCAUGGUAUCCUGGAGAACCCGCUGGACAUCGGACUUCACUUUGAAAUGGAUCCAUCUUCAGGUUCACUGGAGACCCCGAGCGUCUCUGACAUUCACGACACUGAAACCAACACUGACAUCUCCAGCUCAAGCGCUUCAGAUGAACGUUGGAGCACGCUGCUUCUCGUCAAAGAAUGUCUCGGAGUGUACGCAGAAGUUAUCAUCGCUGAUCUUCCAGAGGAAUGGAGACCGGGUCCCACUUUCCACGGCGUCCCCUGGGAGCCGGUGCUGGUCACGGCCGCUGUCGGCUUCCUCACGGUCCUGAUGUUUUUCUGGAGGACGGUGCUCGCUAUCAAAGGCAGGACGUAUGCGUUAACCGAAAAGCAGCUUGAAAAGAAGAUCCAGCAGCUCCUCAGUGAGAAAUCCGAAAGCCUCAAUAAGAUAUCAGAACUGAACGCUGGGAUGAAAGAACGCGAGGAACAGUUAAAAAGCACAGAGAAGACCCUCGGUUCAAGCAAGCAAGACAUGAAACAGCUGAAGAUGCAUCACAAGAAACUCCAAAGCCAGUGUGAGGAGAUGUCCGGGAGUAUUUCUCAGCUCAACCAGAAGAUUGUUGACACACAAGAGGAAAAUUCAAGUCUGAAUGAAAAAAUUAUCAAAAUGCACCAGCGGAUUGAGAAAUACCAGAUAACUCUGAAGAACUUUGAUGAUGAGCGUGCGAAGGUUCACGUCCUCAUGGAUGAAGCCAAAUUCAGAGAGGAUGCGCUGAAAGCUCAGGUGAACUGCUUUGAGAAGGAAAACAAUGCUUUGAAGGAACGGAAGAAAUCUCUACUGCGUGAUGCUAAAGACUGGCAGGAGAAACACGCCAAACUCAGCGAGGACAUCCGAGUGUAUCACAAAUCCCAAAAGGAGCUGGAGGACUCGCUGGUGCACAAGGAAAAUGAGAUUGACGUUUUGUCUGGCUGUAUUGCCGAACUCACCCGUCUGGGAGCCUGUGAUGUUGUAGAUUCACAGAAAGAUGAUGCCAAAAUGUCUCACAGAGAGGAAGCGGACAAGAAGAUGGACACUACGAGACUGCGUAUCAAACAGAUGAUGGACGUCUCAAGGAUUAAAGCCACUCUGAGUGUUGUUGAAGACGAGAGAAACCGCUACAUGGAGAAUCUUCUCACCGAACAGAAGAGCAGACAAGAGCUUGAGGAGCAAUAUCAGAAGGUCAUGCACGACCAGAUGAAUCUGAAGAGCGAUAAGACUCAUUUGGAGAACCAGUUCAAGAACCUGCAGCAGAGGCUGGAGAUCACCACUGAGCUGUACCAGCAGAAAGAGAACGCCUUACAGCAGAAGCUGACUCAGGAGGAGCUGGAGAGACGUGAGAAGGAGACCAAGCUGACGGAGGUGGACAGUAAAGCAUUGAGGUCAGAUGAGGAGCUGAGAGCCCUCAAACAGAAGAUCAGAGACGUUGAGGAAGAGAUGCAGCAGAAUGAACAAACACUGAGGAAUGAGGUUGCCAUCCAGGAAAAGAAAGCUCAUGAGAACUGGCUGAAAGCGCGCGCCUCAGAACGAGUGCUAGUGGAGGAGAGACGAGAGGCUGUGACCCUCCGGCAAAAGCUGGUGGAGUGCAGCGAUAAAAUAUCAGACCUGGAACAAACUGUGUUCAGAAUCAACUCUGCGCCUCCAGACCGACACAUGCCGCCCAUGAGGAGAGGUGAUUCAUACGGGCCGUCCCCUGUCAGUGGGGGGGCUCCCUCUCCUCCUCUCAUGAUAGAGGGUCCCGGCCGCCCCCCCUCCGCUCCUGUAGGCAGACGGAGCGACUCGUUUGGUACCCGCCCCCCCUCAGACCCUCACGGACGCUUUUCAGAGCUCGGACACCCGCUGCCUUCUCGACCAGAGAUGUUUCCUCCCAUGACGUCGUCUCCAUGUGCACAUGAUGGACCAAUGCAGACGGCUGCGGUCACUGAGAAGGCCGAGCAGGUCUCAUCUGAGCCCGUAGAGAGUCUCUCGAAGUCUCAGAGUCAGGGAUCUUUCUUACCAUCUCCCAUUCGGGAUUCUCCUGUACCGCCAAUGAAUGCCCCAUUUAAGUCUUAUGGACCGCCAAUGAUGGGUGGACCCAUUCUGCCCAACGGACCUCCUUCUCAUAUGAUCAGACCGCCCAAUGGCCAUCCUCCCAUGAUGCCCCCAGGACUGGGCCCUGAGCCACGCUUCAGACCCCCUCCUAUGGAUCCUUACAGGCCUCCUCCUCCGAUUGGCCCAUAUGGACCCGUACCACCGCCUUUUGCAAGAGGCCCACCGCUACGAGACCUCCCGCCCAUGGGGCCGCUCCCCCCACUGCCACUAGACCCCCGCGACUUCCAUCCUGAUUUUUACGGACCUCGUGGGCUUCCUCCACGGCCCUUCCACCCCGGAUCUCUGCCACCCCCUGGAGCGAUGGCUCCACACCCGUACGGUGGCCGGGGUUUCCCUGGACCUGCUCCGCUGGUGGCUCAGAGCUCCAGAGAUGAGGAGAACGUCACAACAGCCAACAGUCCCCCCACAGACGGCCCCUCACAGGACGCUGGAGGUUCGUCCGUGGCAGAGCCGUGAAUGAACUUGAACCAACUCCACCGGCCUUGAUUUAUUUUACUGGGUCCUGAUUCUUUUCAAUAUUUUAGCAUCAGCUGCAUUUGGAGUGGGUGGGUUAGAACAAUAGUUUGAUUUUGCCAUUUUUGCUGAAGCUUGUUUAAAUGACACAAUUGCGAGGGAAAUGAUUAGGUUUUGAUUUUAUAAGUUUGCAAACCUUUCCUAUGGAAAUAGUUUGAUGAAAUAGACAUUUGUUCUUUUUUCAUUGAAGCAACAUAACGAGGUUCAGUUGUAAUCUCUACCACUCACUCAGUGAUGAUGCAUUCUGGGAAAUGAUCGAACCAGUCCGGUGUUAUAUUUAGGCACGUGAGAUAAACCAUCACACAGCCUUGAAUAUGAGACACUGGAAAGAGGUUUGAUACUUUUAUAUCUUUUUCAGCAGUUUUGAACAAAUGCUGGCUGUUUUUGUUUACUUUUAGUCGGUUUAGGUCUCCAGGUCAUGUAUCUAUACUCCCGUCUCCCACUCGCCUGCGCUUUUUUUCUUUUAACGUUUGAUUUUCUGUCCGUCUGGGCUUAUGAUUUGUUUUCCUAGCGGAAAGGCACAUAUGAUGUCAUAUUGACAAAGUAUUUGUACAUUUCUUUCAACUGCAUAUAUAAUAAAACUACUUUCAGAAAUAGUCAUCAGAUUCAUGUCAACAUUCAGCCAGCACAUAAAUCAGUGUAAUUGUAUUAAUGGAUUUUGGAAGGAUUUUGCAAAGCUUUAACCACACGAGCAGAACGGAUGUCGUGUUCAACAUUUUUUCCUGCCAUAUAUUGUAUAAUUGAAUGCUGUUUAUUAAAAAUGUUUAUUUACAUCAAAAAUGGCUUUAUGAAUGAAUUUCAAUGAGUUCACGAAACGAAUUUGACUUAUUUUUAUGUCAAAUAUAUAUGAAUGUUAAUGAUGUUCCCUGGAUCUCUUUAAGGCAAUGCUCUCCGAAACACACAAGCUCAAAUCUACAGACCCUUUUUAUCUUAUUCUUUGGCCUGUUUUGUUCGACAUUAGAGGAUGUAAUGUGUGUUAUGACAUCUUAGGGAAGAAGCUGUUUUUAUCAAACAGUGAUGUGAAUUCUAUGAAUGAGUUAAAUAAAGCUGGUUUUUUUCUGUA